Molecule: messenger RNA, 409 nt
Organism: Trematomus bernacchii (emerald rockcod)
Lineage: Eukaryota; Metazoa; Chordata; Actinopteri; Perciformes; Nototheniidae
Product: vacuolar protein 8-like
Exons: 4
Coding region: 26-409 (127 amino acids)
Source: RefSeq, a predicted model, not a curated record
UGUAAACAAAGAAGCUCCCACCCUGAUGAAGGAGACUCAGCAGAAAACAUAUGAGGAAAGUCUUCAGACUCUGAGCCGACUCUCAGCUUCAGAGGACAUUGAGCUGCAGAAGACAGCGGCCAUGUUUUAUCUACAGCUCAGUCAUCACUUGAAGUCUCCUCUACCAGACGCAUUGUUGGAGCCGGUCAUGAACUUACUGCUAUCAUCUGACCUGGAUGUUCAGAAGACCAUCUCUCUGUCUUUAGUCAAUCUGUUAGUGAAGAACAACGUGUGCAGAGCCUCUGUGGUUGAGAUGGGGAUGCUGGUUCCGCUCCUGGAUCUGAUCCGGUCCGGAGACUCCAGCGCUCAGAGCCACUCCUGCGCCUGCGUCUGCCUCCUCGCCUCCUCAGGUGGGUGCAGAAGGAUUUAA